Molecule: messenger RNA, 6110 nt
Organism: Cololabis saira (Pacific saury)
Lineage: Eukaryota; Metazoa; Chordata; Actinopteri; Beloniformes; Belonidae
Product: DNA (cytosine-5)-methyltransferase 3B-like
Exons: 22
Coding region: 262-2745 (827 amino acids)
Biological process (GO): negative regulation of transcription by RNA polymerase II
Cellular component (GO): nucleus
Molecular function (GO): DNA (cytosine-5-)-methyltransferase activity, acting on CpG substrates; DNA binding
Source: RefSeq, a predicted model, not a curated record
ACUUCAGCUGCUGCGUGUGUGGGUGAGUGACGCUCAGACAGACAGGGUGUCGAGCUGCUGGAGCUGCAGGAGCUGCUGCCACACUGAACCAACACGCAGGCUCGGACCCACAACCCGGAGCGCUCUCGCCCUCCACGACCCGGACGCAGCAGGAACCAGCAGCAGGAACCGGCAGCAGGAACCAGCAGCAGGAACCAGCAGCAGGAACCAGCAGCAGGAACCAGCAGCCCCCCGCCUCGUGGAUGCGUGCAAGGAGCGCGAAUGGUUAUGUUUGAAAAGGCGUCAGGAGAGCCACUAGACCAGCCAACUGUGACAACGAUGCCUUCCAACAAGUUCCCCGCUGCUGUCACGGAGGAGAGCAACGACAUGCCUGCUACGGCAGCGAUAAAUGGAAACUCUCCUCUGACUGAAGGAGAAAAUGACAGCGGUGUGGAGUUGACGGAGGAGAACAGCCCCCUGACCGUGGCUGGCCCCCCCUCUCCCUUCAGCCCCAAAGAAAACGGAGACGCCGCCUCACCACAAGAUGAUGACCAAAGUUCAAGGGGAAGCAGGAAGAGGAGCAGGAAAAGGCCCGAGGAGGAGGAGGAGGAGGAACGUGCCUGGGACUCCUCCAGUGAGGAGAAACCUAACGGGGACCCUAAGUUGAGGCAGUUGAGACAGACACCUCCAGCCAGAACCAUCUACCAGGCCGGUCUGACACCGCGGACGCACGGCAAACCUCGCCGGCAGAGUCGCAAACAGGAGCACAGCAUCUUACUGGGUGCUCGUGGUUGUCGAGGGGCCGACGCCGUGUCCACCAGAGCCCCCGAGACCCCCUGUCUGGAGCUGAUCGAACAGGACUCCAAAGACUCGGCCCAGAGCUCCAGCACCAUGUCCAGCUCCGAGACCCAGCCAGAGUACAAUGACAACAAAGGUUUUGUGAUUGGCGACCUGGUUUGGGGGAAGAUCAAGGGAUUUUCCUGGUGGCCUGGAAUUGUGGUGACAUGGCGAGCCACUGGCAAACGGCAGGCCAGUCACGGCAUGAGGUGGCUGCAGUGGUUUGGAGACGGCAAGUUCUCCGAGGUUUCAGCAGACAAACUCGACUCCAUUACUGCCUUCUCCAAGUUCUUCAGCCAGGUUUCCUACACCAAGCUCGCCUCCUACCGCAGGGCGAUCUUCCAGGCUGUUGAGAUGGCCAGUGUCCGUGCGGGGAAGACGUUUCCUCCCUGCGAAUCAGACAAUCCAGAGGACCAGAUCAAACCCAUGCUGGACUGGGCCAACGGCGGCUUCCUGCCCAAAGGAGUGGAGGGACUCAAACCGAAAGAAAGCACAAACAGCGACCCUCUGGAUCACCAGGUCCUCAACGUUUCCCUGCCAGACUAUUUUCCCAAUGCAAAGCGGCCCAAAGUCAGUCUCUGCAAGAGCAAAGCCGUCCCCGAGGAGUCCUACUGCAGAGAACAAAUGGUGAAUGAAGUUCAGACGAAGAAAAGAAGUAUGGAAGAGUUCUGUCUCUCUUGUGGAACGACGAGAGUCGUAACCUUCCACCCGCUCUUUGAAGGAGGCUUGUGCCAAACAUGCAAGGACGUGUACCUGGAGAUGUCCUACAUGUAUGACGACGAUGGCUACCAGUCCUACUGCACUGUUUGCUGUGGCGGUCGAGAAGUUCUGCUCUGUGGGAACGCCAACUGCUGCAGGUGUUUCUGCGUGGACUGUCUGGACAUCCUGAUUGAUCCCGGGGCGUCUAACAACGCCCGCGAUCUCGACCCCUGGCGAUGCUACAUGUGCCAGCCGUUGCUGCAGUACGGCGUUCUCAAGCGACGGCACGACUGGAACCUGAAGCUGCAGGAGUUCUUCGCCAAUGACAACGGACAGGAAUUCGAACAGCCAAAGGUUUACCCAGCGGUCCCUGCAGACCAGAGGCGACCGAUCAGAGUCCUCUCCUUGUUUGACGGUAUUGCCACUGGCUACCUGGUUCUGAGGGAUCUGGGUUUUAAGGUGGACCAGUAUGUGGCAUCGGAGGUGUGCGAGGACUCCAUCUCCGUUGGUGUCGUUCGACAUGAAGGAAAGAUCCAGUACGUCCAUGAUGUCAGGAACAUAACCAAGAAAAAUAUUCAGGAGUGGGGUCCAUUUGACCUGGUGAUUGGAGGAAGUCCCUGCAAUGACCUCUCGAUUGUCAACCCUGCAAGAAAAGGAUUAUAUGAAGGGACCGGGAGGCUGUUCUUCGAGUUUUACCGUCUGCUGAGUGAGGCCAAGCCCAAAGAAGGGGAGGAUCGUCCGUUCUUCUGGAUGUUUGAGAACGUCGUAGCCAUGGGCGUCAAUGACAAGAGGGACAUCUCACGGUUCCUGGAGUGCAACCCCGUGAUGAUUGAUGCUAUUGAGGUCUCUGCUGCUCAUCGAGCCCGAUACUUCUGGGGUAACUUACCAGGCAUGAACAGGCGUCUCUGUGCUUCGGGAAUGGACAAGCUGAAGCUGCAGGACUGUCUGGAGCACGGCAGAGUCGCAAAGUUUAGGAAAGUGCGAACCAUCACGACUCGCUCCAACUCUAUCAAACAGGGGAAAGACCAGCACUUCCCAGUCCUGAUGAACGGCAAGGAGGACAUACUGUGGUGCACUGAGCUGGAGAGGAUCUUUGGUUUUCCUGUCCAUUACACAGACGUGUCCAACAUGGGUCGUGGUGCCAGGCAGCGACUCCUGGGCCGGUCCUGGAGCGUCCCCGUCAUCAGACACCUGUUUGCACCACUCAAAGACUAUUAUGCCUGUGAAUAGACACACCCGUCCAGCGCCAGCAAACACACACCAGCAUUUUUAUCGGGAUAUUGGCUCCAAAUAACAGCCUGCUUUUAUCAGGAGUCUGAGUGCAACAGAGUUCCACCUAAAAUCAUUAAAGCCAGUAAACAAUAGCUGUCGCACCGCAGCUGCAGACACACAUAACACACACAGACGCAGAUACACAUACACAACUUUGGGAAACAGCUCGGCUGCUGUAUCACAUGACUCCAUUGAAAGUUGGGUCAAAGUGCAGAAAACCACUGUAAGUAAAGAUGCCGCCCAGAGCGGUGACCAGCCGCUUCCAUUUACCUCUCCAAAGAUUUACUUUUCUUCACACACUUGUGAAGAAUCGUUUCGAGUUGACAAGACUUUGCAGUUUCAGAAAAUACCGCACAGCAAAUAUGGUGCACUAUUUUUACACGUGAUGGAAAUUCAGCUGGGUGACGAGCGGGUUGGUGCCACAGUUUGUUAAUCUGAAACAAGAAGCACUUUCUUUUACAAUAUUUUUAUGCCUUUCAAUAGAGCACAAUACAAACUGCAGAACGGAAGCGUACGACACAUUGACCACGUGGCGACGUUUGUACACCGUCACAGGGAAACAUGAAAGAGCUCAGGCCUUCACACGCUCCCCAAAGCCAGUCCCUGCAGCUCAUGUCCAUCACCAUCCCUGACAUGGUGGCGUUAGAUCUGCUGUUUUCGUGUGCCCUGUCCAGCUCCUAGCUGCACGGUUCGGUGUGGCAGUUAUGGAUCUGUUGGGAUCUGGUACUCUGUAGAUUCACUUGCAUUUGUUCCCCUCAGUUUUUCCCUGCAGGCCUAGAACCUGACAUCUUUGAGGUCAGAACCUGUUUCAAAGUCGUCGCUUUGUGCGAUCAUAGAGUGACUUCCCAGCAGCCACCAGGCGCUGGUACACCAUCAUUUCAACAUUUCAGCUGUUAGCUCUAUCUGCUGUGUCUCUCCGACACAGUUUAUGACUCUUUAUAAACUAUAAUUGAUAAUGUCAUCAAUGUUAUGUAACAUAUUUUCCAGUGUUUCUUAUUCGUCAUCAUUACCUCAAAAACGUUCAGGUUUUUAUUUUUUUUUUUCGUUAAUGCUUCAACAUCGCGUCCGUUUCUUUGUCUCUGACCUUAAACUUAAAGGUCACAUCAAGAUCCCUCCUCUCUGAAGGCUGAAGAUGUGUAGGUGUCCUGUUUCCACAUAUGGGAUGUGUGUUCAGUCCCUGGUUCUGUGUGAUAGAUGGGCUCUGGCCCCUCGUGUUGGGCUUCAGCGAGAACAGACGAACGGUGAUGAGUGAGAGGAAUAAAACAGGGAUAUUAAGGUCAGCAUUGUAGGGUUAGAUGUGGCAGAGCUCCAGCUAACGUUGCGUCCUUGAAAACCCAACAACAGCCCUUUUAAGUUCGCUUGAACCAAAUUCAGAAGAUACAGAGCGGUUGUUUGAUCGUCCUGUCGGCAAAAGCUGACCUGGACAAUAAAAGUCAAGUGUCAUUUUUAUCGACGAACAGGAUUGAAAGUUUUUUUUUUGGACCAAACUUAAUGGACUAGUCUGAGACACAAGACGUACUUUGAAAGACUCGCCGUCGCUCAGGUCCUUCAGUCUAAAUACACUUCUUAUCUAUAUUUAGAUACCAUCUUUCUUAAAAAAACCAUUGUUGGUGCUUGUUAAGAUUCGAAUUAAGAUCUAAAACUUUAGCAGAGUCCAGAUUUUUAUAGUAAAGCAUUUAAGGGCGGAUAAUGGGAAAUAUUCCAUUAUUCACUGGAGUUAGUCACAAGUUAACCUAGAAACGAGGCAGGAUUUGGCUUUUAUAUAUAUAUAUAUGUAACUUCAAGCUGAUAUUUUUCUACUACUUUUUAUUUUCACUUUUAUACGAAAACUGUCUUAAAUAGAGGAACAUUUUACAAAAGCUUUAAAGAAAAACAACAGUCUUGAGUUAUUCUGCAGAAGUGUUUAAUCCUGUUUCCGACACUACAGCAGAAAAAUAGCGAGUGGUGGCGUCCGUCUCGCUGCUCAUAUUUCCAUCUUUAAAAAGAAAACAGAGCUGUGUUUGCUGUCACAGACGGAUGCCAGCGUCUCCACUCGCAGCUGAUGUAGCAACUGUGCGGGUGAUAGCGGCCGCUGCUGAACUGCGGACGCAGUAGUUUGGAAAACUGCCACUGACUACUUUUAUUGUGGAAACAUUUUUAAAAAAGAAUCACGAUUGGAUUGUCGGGAAGUUCUCCUCAACGAUGCGAGCCGGUUCUGGCCUCAGGUCUGUGUGGUGCACAGGUUUUUGUCUACAAUAAGUAAAAGUAAAUCUGAGUUACUGAGGUUGACCUUAGACAUUUCUAGCGAGACGCUUUUGUUUUGUUUAAUCACUCUGCAGGUGUCAAACAUUUCUCAUCAGGAAUUUGUUUUGUCUCUUAUAUGUUAAAGUCUGUGUUACCUGCUGAACAUUUUAAGUCAAAACGCAGUCUCCUUUUUUUUUUUUUUAUUACUGGAAUACCUAAACGAUGUUGGCUGUCACCAGAUCACAGUAGAUGGGCAUUACCUGAGACAAAGUGGCACCUGUGCACCGGUCCCUCAGCAGGACGUCUGCUCCCACGUGACCGGGACGUGCAGCCUGCAUCUUAUCACUGGAACUUCUUUUUUUUUUUUACUUUUGCGUACUGUAACAAAAGAAACGUUUACAGAUCUUGUUGAACAAGAAACUGCAUUAUUAUUUUGAACACUUAAUGAACAAGCCUUCAAGAAUAACUUUUUGACAUUGAAAUUAGUGUUUAAUGUUUGAUGUCAGGCUCCUCUGUGGUGCUUCACACAUUUUGAUUUUUUUAAGUGCUGCCGGGAUUUUUUUCUUACUUUUUUAAAUCUGCAUUUAAAACCCUUUAAAGACCAAAAAGGAACUGUUUACACAAAUUAUUAUUACUGCUGAGCUCGUUGAAUGUUGUGCUUGAAAACAGUAUUUUCUUUUUUUAACUCCUCUUUUAAGACAUCUUAUGUUAACUUUAUAUUAUAGUAUAUAUUAACACUGCAGAGCCUGCUUUAAUCUUAGAACAUAACAUUAUUCUGUUUCUCUUAAAAUCUUAUUUAGAAAACCUUUCGAGUGUGUAUUUGUACCUUUGCAUAUAAACAAUGUCUGCUGAUUUUUUAUUUUCAUUUUACCAUACCGUUUUAAUGGUUUAUCAGAAUCACAUUCGAUUACUUUUCAUUGGCCUUUUUUUGUUGUUAUUAAUCUAAAGUUCUAAAGCAUUUAAAAUGAAGAGAUUCUGUACUAUUUUUCAUACUUUACUUGAAAUAUUAAAAGAAAACGUUAGUGUACUUUAUUGUGUACCUCUUGUAGUAACCUAUAUAUAAUGUUUACUCAAUAAAAUGCAGCCUGGCUGCAAAAAAA